CUUUCUUGCACAUUUGUACUGGAAAGAAAAGAUCAAAUUUUCUAUAAAUAUUCACAAAGUACACCAAUGAUGGCGUUUUAAAACGUUCUGUAUUCCGUUAAGGCUUUCCCGAUGAGCUCUUUCCCGGCCAUAGAAACGUCUCCUUGAGAAUCCCCUGUUCUUUUAGUUUUUCCUUUAGCUCAUUAACAACAACAAAGAACCUUCUUAAUUACUGCUACAACAGUAAACAUUUAACACUAGUUGUGUAUAUAUAUGAGUGGGAAUUUCGGUUCAGGCCCAAUCAAGAGCCACCGACAUUUUUUUUAGUGUAUUUAGAGAGAGCUGAAAAAUACUGUUGUUGGGGUGGUUUUUUUUGCUGUCUUGUGUAUUGGGUUUUUGAAUUCUUUUUGUGGGUGUAUAUUGUUAUUGCAUACCAUCCUACCAUGGUAAGUACUGCUGAAAAGAGUCGAAUAUGGGAGGGAGAUGACUCCAAUCCAUACUCAAGAAGUUUAUCGUCGUCGUCGUCGUCUUCUUCUUUUUCUUCUUUAUCUUCUGAGCUGGGAAAUGGAGGCCCAUUGAUAAAUUCUGAGCUGGGUAAUGCAGGCAAUUCAAGCUCUAUAAGGUUGCCUCACGCAUACGGUACUACUAGAGUGGAGAGGCUUUUGAGAGAUAGGCAGCUCAGAAAAAGUGAAGGAAAUAGCAAUUCAAGGGAUUCUAAUGCGGCUGAAGGCGAAGCGGAAGAACAUAUUGAUGGAGGAGGGGAGUACAGGCCUAAAAGGUGUGGAGUGGGGAGUCCUGGAGCAAAUGGACUAGCUGAGAUAGCUACUUCUUGUGCCGGAACUAAAGUUGAGGAGGGGAGGCCUACCAGGCAGAGGUUGCUGGUAGUUGCUAAUAGACUGCCCGUCUGUGCUACCAGGAAGGGAGAGGAUUCCUGGUCGUUGGAGAUUAGUGCUGGAGGCCUUGUCAGUGCUCUUCUUGGUUUGAGGCAGUUUGAGGCCAAAUGGAUUGGAUGGGCUGGUGUGAAUGUAACGGACACGGUUGGGCAGGUCGCACUCACAAAUGCUCUAGCUGAAAAGCGUUGCAUACCAGUAUUUCUUGAUGAGGAGUUAGUUCACCAAUACUACAAUGGCUAUUGCAACAACAUUCUUUGGCCUCUUUUCCACUAUCUUGGGAUUCCUCAAGAGGAUCGACUUGCUACCACACGUAGUUUCCAGUCACAGUUUGAUGCAUAUAAGAAGGCUAAUGAGAUGUUUGCUGAUGUUGUAUUAUCACAUUACAAGGAGGGAGAUGUCGUAUGGUGUCAUGACUACCAUCUUAUGUUUCUUCCGAAGUUUUUAAAAGAUCGGGAUGUUAAUGUGAAAGUGGGAUGGUUUUUGCACACUCCAUUUCCUUCUUCAGAGAUCCACAGGACGCUUCCAUCACGCUCGGAGCUGCUAAAAGCUAUUCUUGCUGCAGAUUUAGUUGGUUUCCAUACUUAUGACUAUGCAAGACAUUUUGUAAGUGCAUGCACACGAAUUCUUGGGUUGGAAGGAACCCCAGAAGGAGUAGAGGAUCAAGGGAAGCUCACCCGUGUUGCUGCGUUUCCUAUUGGCAUUGAUUCAGAUAGGUUCAUAAAAGCACUAGAAUUGCCUCAAGUAAAAGAGCAUGUUAGGGAGCUAAAAGAAAGGUUUGCAGGUCGAAAGGUCAUGUUAGGAGUUGAUCGGCUGGAUAUGAUCAAAGGAAUUCCUCAGAAGAUUCUGGCAUUUGAGAAGUUUCUGGAAGAGAAUCCAAAUUGGAGAGACAAAGUGGUGUUAGUGCAGAUAGCUGUACCAACAAGGACAGAUGUUCCUGAAUAUCAAAAGCUUACAAGUCAAGUUCAUGAGAUUGUGGGACGAAUCAAUGGCCGAUUUGGAACUUUGACAACUGUUCCAAUUCAUCAUUUGGAUCGUUCUCUCGAUUUUCAUGCACUUUGUGCCCUAUAUGCAAUAACAGAUGUUACUCUUAUAACAUCUUUACGAGAUGGGAUGAAUCUUGUGAGCUAUGAAUUUGUAGCCUGUCAAAAUUCAAAGAAAGGGGUGCUCAUCCUCAGCGAGUUUGCUGGGGCUGCUCAAUCUCUUGGUGCCGGUGCAAUACUUGUAAAUCCUUGGAAUAUUACUGAAGUUGCUUCUUCAAUAGGAGAUGCUUUAAAUAUGUCAGCUGAAGAGCGAGAAGAAAGACACCGUCAUAACUUUGAACAUGUGACAACACACACUGCCCAGGUGUGGGCUGAGACUUUUGUCAGUGAGUUGAAUGAUACAAUUGUUGAGGCGCAAUUACGGACUCGAAAAAUUCCUCCCCAACUUCCUCACGAAAGGGCCAUUGAAAAGUACCAACAAUCCAAUAAUCGGCUGCUUAUAUUGGGAUUUAAUGCAACAAUGACUGCACAAGUUGAUGCACCUGGAAGAAGAGGGAAUGACCAAAUUAAAGAAAUGAAACUUUCUCUGCAUUCAGAACUGCGAGAACCCCUGUUAAAACUCUGCAAUGACCCAAAGACAACCAUUGUUGUUCUAAGUGGAAGUGAGAGGAGUAUUUUAGAUGAGAACUUCAAAGAUUUCAAUAUAUGGUUAGCAGCAGAGAAUGGCAUGUUUCUUCGUUCUUCAAAAGGAGACUGGAUGACAACAAUGCCAGAACAUCUCAAUAUGGACUGGGUUGAAAGUGUUCAGCUUGUUUUGGACUAUUUUAGAGAAAGGACACCUCGCUCUUAUGUUGAAGUCCGAGAAACAUCUUUAGUAUGGAAUUACAAAUAUGCAGAUGUUGUAUUUGGAAGGGUUCAGGCACGAGAUAUGUUACAGCACUUGUGGACUGGUCCCAUUUCAAAUGCUGCAGUUGAUGUUGUCCAAGGUAGUAGAUCAGUUGAGGUCCGGUCAGUUGGUGUUUCAAAGGGUGCAGCAAUCGAUCGGAUAUUGGGGGAAAUUGUACAUAGUAAAUCAAUGACAACUCCAAUUGAUUAUGUUCUUUGCAUUGGCCAUUUUUUGGGAAAGGAUGAAGAUAUCUAUACAUUCUUUGAGCCAGAACUUCCCUUUGGGACAGAAGUAGCUACUACAAAGGUAUUUGAUAAUAAGGCCCCAGUGGAAAGGAGAUUAGGAACAAAAUCCAACCCUGGGAAAGGGAGCAACAAAGGGGCCCGAGGCAAAGCUCCUCCAUUAUCAUCAGAUAAAAAAGGAACACAGCUCAGAGGCAGUGGCAGUGGCAGCAAAGAUUGGAGGAUACAAGAUGAGAAUGUUAGCUGCCAUGAAGGUUCUUCGGUGUUAGAUUUGAAGGGUGAUAACUAUUUUUCCUGUGCAGUAGGUCGGAAGCGUUCUACUGCUCGCUAUUCUAUUUCAUCCUCAGAGGAAGUUGUCACUUUUCUGAAAGCCAUGGCAAAGAGUUAUACAGAGAGUAGUGGUGCCCAAAAGAAUAAUUCACGGUCACAGAAGAGAGUCUCAAAGGGCUCUUGAUGGUGAUAUCAGUCCAUGAAGAAUGUUAUGGAACAUUUGCAUUUUAACCUUAAAUAAUGCUCAGGGUUCCCAGAAAAUGUUUCCCACAGAUAUUACAGAACUGAAGCAGAGAGAUUUACUAGUUGACAUUCCAUUGACCAAACACGGCUGCAUUUUCAGUUAGAAACUGUGAUAUCUUUACAUCAGAUAAAUUGUAUCGUAUACUGGGUGAUGUAGUAUUUGCUAUUCCAAUGGAUUGUUCCAACUCAAUGAUAAGCAAUGCUUUUCAUUUUGAUAUCCUUUUUCUGAUCAACAAAAUGGCCAAAUGAAAUGCUGUGUUUUGGUCAAAUUUUCCCAUGUUUUCUAUAGCAAGAUUAUUUUUUUUUUAAA
This is a messenger RNA of Cryptomeria japonica (Japanese cedar), 3803 nucleotides long. Its product is annotated as alpha,alpha-trehalose-phosphate synthase [UDP-forming] 1. Gene Ontology annotation, biological process: trehalose biosynthetic process. Gene Ontology annotation, molecular function: alpha,alpha-trehalose-phosphate synthase (UDP-forming) activity. The record is from RefSeq and is a predicted model, not a curated record. NCBI's taxonomy places the organism in Eukaryota, Viridiplantae, Streptophyta, Pinopsida, Cupressales, Cupressaceae. The coding region runs from base 423 to 3434 and encodes 1003 amino acids. Gene Ontology annotation, cellular component: cytosol. The transcript has 17 exons.